CUUCCCGACGAUGUGCUCUAAUGAGUUUGGCCGGGCCGCUAGGAUGGUCUAACUGUGUGAUGUAUUGUGUCAUUCAGGUUAUAGUAAUGAAAGGCAGCUCUAGGAAUAAAGAUCACCCCGCUGACGGAGAAGGGACGGCCAGGCGACCAAAGAGAAAGUGCCUGCAGUGGCAUCCGCUGCUCGCCAACAAAAUCCUGGACUUUUCCGAAGAAGACGAAGAGGAGGAGGAGGAAGAGGACAUCGAUAAGGUCCAGCUUCUUGAUGCUGAUGGCCUUGAACAUGAGGGUGAUGAAGCAGAAGACAGUGAAUCACCUGAACAGAGAGCUCGCCGACCGAUGAACGCUUUCCUGCUGUUCUGCAAGCGUCACCGUUCCCUUGUGCGUCAGGAGCAUCCACGACUGGAUAACCGCGGUGCUACAAAAAUAUUGGCAGAUUGGUGGGCCUAUCUGGAUCCUAUUGAGAAGCAGAAGUAUACAGACAUGGCAAAAGAGUACAAAGAUGCAUUUAUGAAAGCACACCCUGGUUAUAAAUGGUGCCCUACAACAAAUAAACCCGUAAACGCCCAAUCUCCUACUGUGACAACCAGGAAGAAACUUUGGGCUUUUCCUCCGGACUCAAUUAAAGAUAUUCCAGGUGUCAAGAAAGUGUCCAAAGACGAGGAAAUGCCACAGCUAAAUUUUGGUAUAGCAGAUCCAACACAAAUGGGAGGACUUAGCAUGUUGCUCCUAGCCGGGGAGCACGCCUUGACUGCACACAAGGAUCAAGCUACGACUGCACAAAUAGAAAUAACAGAAACAGAGGUAUCCUCAACCAUUGCACAAUCAACUGAUUCAGAUUCUUUACAGCCAAGUAAGACAUCUGCACUAUUUGAAUUUGCAGAGAUUUCUUCCAGUGCACCAAAUUUGGAGGUCUCGUCUCCUAAGCGAUGUGAUAAGUCUGCACUGUUCCAGUUUGCUGAGAUAUCAUCAAAUACGUUGCAGGUUAACAGUCCAGAUCCUCCGAAAUGUUGUGAAAAGCCACCCCUCACCCAUUUAGCAGAGAUUUCCUCAAGCUCAUCACAUUCCGAUUCAUCUACAUCAGCAAAGCAGUGUGGGACAUCAGCAUUGUUUCAGCUUGCAGAGAUGUGUGUGGCGUCAGAAGCAGUGAAAAUGGACAUUUCAGAAAAUAUCACUCCAGAGAAAUUGAAAGCAGGGGUAACAGAUGAAGGCAUGAUUUGCAGCAGCCUGAAGGAAUGCACUAAUGUCUCUCAAGAGGAAGGUUUUAGCAAUGUUAAAAUUAACAAACAUUACUCACCUUCCCCAGAGCAUUUGGACAUGCACUAUGAUGGACUUCUAAAACAAGAGAGAAUUAAAAAGAAAAAGAAGAAAAUCAAAACAGACAAUGAUGAGAAGGAGUCUCCAAAGAAGAGCUGUAAAAGGAGGCAGUCCUCAGAGUCAGAUAUUGAAAGUGUCAUGUACACAAUAGAGGCAGUUGCAAAGGGAGACUGGAGUGUUGAAACACCUUCAGUUUUACCAUGCAAAAAAGUAAGUUCAGCUGCUAGUCCAAAACAUAACUUAUCUGAAUUUAAGCCAACCAAGAAAAAAGUGAAAUCGAAAGAGAAGAAAGAAAAUGAUAAAGCUUUCGAGACUACCAAAGACUUGAUAAAACCAGAGCCCAUAAAUACAAUAUCUACCAUGGAAUCACCUACUGAAGUACCGGAAGAGAUAAAGGAAGAACCACUAUCUCCUGCAGAGGACAUACCUAUGUUAUGUAUGUCAGAAAUACUCAAAACUGAAGACUGUGACAUUAGCAAAAAAACUGAGGCCUGUGGGUCAAGGAAGUCGGAGAGGGCCGGUAAAGGAGCUCUCUACAAAACACUUGUAUCAGAAGGGAUGCUGGCAACUUUACGGGCCAAUGUUGACAGAGGUAAAAGAAACCCAGGAAAAGGUGGCUCAUCUGACCAUGAAGGUUGCUGGAAUGAUGACAACUGGUCCUUUAGCCAAAGUGGGAGUAGCGGAAAUAAGAAACUGAAGAAAGUUAAGCCAAAGGAGGAAGGACCUGUUGGUUUAGCAAAGCUGGAGGAGGAAUUUGAGAAGAAGUUUAAUAGCCUUCCUCAGUACAGCCCUGUAACAUUCGAUCGCAAAAAUGCUUUCCAGAGGAAAAAGAAAAAAACCAACAGUGGACAAACUGAGCAACAGAAAGGUGCUAUACAGUCUCAAAAGAAGUUAUUUCACAAAAUUGUUAGCAAAUACAAGCAAAAAAAAGAGAAGCAAAGCACGUCGGAUAAAGCCAUAGUAGAAGACAUAAACAACAGUGACAAUAACCCAAGGAGCAGUUCCAAUUCAGUUCCUCACAUUCCAGAACCUGCUGCAAGUCACGAACCCCUGGUUGGAAGUCAAAAGAGAAAAGCAAGAAAAACUAAAAUUACACAUCUUAUUAGGUCUUUGGAUUGUCAGUCUUCUUCCUCUGUUAAAAUUCAAGAUGGAAAGAUUCCCACAAAUAGCUGCAACAUGGAGGGAACUUGCCGAGCAGAACUGACAAUCACUGGAGAAGCUGGCAUUGCACAGAACUGCAGUAUUACCCAGGGCAUGCCAGCUGUGUCUGCUUUCUUUAGUCUAGCUGCUCUGGCCGAGGUAGCAGCCAUGGAAAACGUUCACAGGAGUCCUAGGUCCGCUCAUUCAAGAGAUGGCCAGAAGAAAGAAAUGUCCCAGUCAGCUGUGCUCAUCUCCUGUGCUGACCAAUAAAGCAUCACUUUAUGAUGAGACUUUUUCUCCAUAUUUAAGCCUUGAGCCUUACUUAGCAAGGCCGAAAUGAUCUAUACAAAUGGGCAGAAAUAAGUAUGGGACCCUGAUUUCACUUGAAGCCAGAAGCUGUCCGCUGGGGCUUUGCCCAAAAAGCUUGACUUUUUCUUGGUCUACUAAUGGAAAAAAAUGGUUUGAUACUCACGCCAGCUUUUUACUAAGGCUAACAUUGAGAUGAAGAGCAAAGGAGGCCAUGUGCAUAGUGUCUCCUUGUAGAAGCUGUAAGAAGCAGAGCGUGAUACUAGUUUCAUAUUAUAGUUAUCAAAAAAAA
Messenger RNA from Nanorana parkeri, 3051 nucleotides. RefSeq names its product BBX, HMG-box containing (gene BBX). The transcript is spliced from 15 exons. Lineage: Eukaryota; Metazoa; Chordata; Amphibia; Anura; Dicroglossidae. The coding region runs from base 21 to 2723 and encodes 900 amino acids. The record is from RefSeq and is a predicted model, not a curated record. Gene Ontology annotation, biological process: regulation of transcription by RNA polymerase II. Gene Ontology annotation, cellular component: nucleus. Gene Ontology annotation, molecular function: RNA polymerase II transcription regulatory region sequence-specific DNA binding; DNA-binding transcription factor activity, RNA polymerase II-specific.